AUGCCAAUUGCCUCGAAUCAAAUGGAUUCAGCCAAGAUCAUAGCAGCAUCGCACAAGCAUCCACGACCAAAUACCGUAUUCACUUAUGGAACUGCUGGGUUUCGCAUGCAUGCCAAUAAAUUGGAUUCAGUCAUGUUUCGAGUGGGUUUACUAGCUGUUUUGAGGUCCAAAUUCCAUCAUGGUCGCGUCAUUGGAGUUAUGGUCACCGCUUCUCACAACCCUGAAGAAGAUAAUGGUGUCAAAUUGGUUGAACCCUUGGGAGAAAUGUUGGUUCAAGAUUGGGAGGUUUACGCUACUCAACUUGCAAACGCUGCUACUGAUGAUGACUUGAUCAGUGCCGUCAAUGCUAUUGUCACAAGUCAGUCUCUCUCCAUGUCCACUCUUGCUCGUGUUAUCAUCGGUCAUGAUACUCGACCAAGCUGUCCUGUUCUGUUAGCUUCACUUCAAGAUGGAGUAGACGCUUUGGGUGGCGAACUCAUUCAAGCUGGAUUGAAAACCACCCCUCAACUUCACUACCUGACUCGAUGCUUGAACACGGCUGGAACUCCCGAUGCUUAUGGUGAACCUACUGAAGAGGGCUACUUUGCAAAGCUAUCUGAGGCAUACAAGCGUAUUGUGGACAAGAACGCACCAAAAACACAAGUGACGGUAGAUGCAGCAAACGGAGUUGGUGCUCCAAUGAUGAAAAAGCUCAUCGACGUCAUUGGCACACAACAUCUCAAUGUCAACCUCGUCAACGAUGCUGUUUAUGUCCCUGGAACACUGAAUCACGAUUGUGGUGCCGAUUAUGUAAAAGUAGGACAAAAGCCACCUGUUGGCCUUGAUUUGAAAGUUGGUGAACGGUAUUGCUCUCUGGACGGUGAUGCUGAUCGUAUUGUUUACUACUACAAGAGUCAAGAUGACAUUUUCAGGCUUCUUGAUGGUGACAAGAUUGCUACUUUGGCUGCAGGAUUCAUUAUGGACUUGGUUCGAAAGUCGAGCGUCAAAGUCACUCGAAGUGAUUCAAGUGUCUCUGAAGUUCAUGUUGGAUUGGUGCAAACUGCAUAUGCUAAUGGCAGCUCUACAACAUAUGUCAAGAACACGUUGAAUGUACCUGUCGUCUUUACUCCAACUGGUGUGAAAUAUCUGCAUCACGAGGCAGAACAUUUCGAUGUAGGAGUCUACUUUGAAGCAAAUGGCCACGGCACUGUUCUAUUCAGUCGUGAAGCUAUACGCGCAUUCAAAUCUUCAAAGGGAUCUACCACUGAAGCACAGGAUGCGUUGGAUACAUUGGUAGCCUUGACUGAUCUCAUCAACCAAACAGUUGGUGAUGCGCUGUCAGAUAUGUUGAUGGUUGAAGCUAUUCUUGCAUGCAAGAAUUGGUCACCUUCAGACUGGGAUGCUGGAUACACUGAUUUGCCAAGUAGACAAGAGAAAGUCAAGGUCUCGAAUCGAUUGGCGUUUGUUGCAAUCAACGCUGAUACUGAAUUAGAAAAGCCGGAUGGAUUACAAGCCAAGAUCAAUGAGCAAGUGGCCAAGUUCCCUAGUGGGCGCUCGUUUGUCAGACCAUCUGGAACUGAAGAUGUGGUACGCGUUUACGCGGAAGCAGACACACAAGUCAAUUGUGACCUAUUGGCCAACACGAUAUGUGGCAUCGUGUUUGAUGAGUUUGGAGGAGUUGGUCAACGACCUGAAAAAUUUGUCAAGCUGCAUUGA
Synchytrium microbalum is the source of this 1695-nucleotide messenger RNA. RefSeq lists its product as uncharacterized. The record is from RefSeq and is a predicted model, not a curated record. Gene Ontology annotation, molecular function: phosphoacetylglucosamine mutase activity; magnesium ion binding. The coding region runs from base 1 to 1695 and encodes 564 amino acids. Gene Ontology annotation, biological process: UDP-N-acetylglucosamine biosynthetic process; carbohydrate metabolic process. Lineage: Eukaryota; Fungi; Chytridiomycota; Chytridiomycetes; Synchytriales; Synchytriaceae. The transcript has 10 exons.